AGCGUGGAAAAUACGUGCCCGUCCCGUGACAUAUUUUUCCAUUGGAGAAGACUCAACAAACAAUAAAAAGUAAUCCGUCAUCGCAUGCCAAAAUUCACCCCUUACAUUAAAGUAAAAGCGAGGAAACUAAUCCCCGAGACAAAGAUGAAGAAAACAUCGAUUGUUCUAUUAAUCAUCUUAUGCAACCAAAUCUAAAGCUCCUUCUUGGACAUUCAAGAUUUAACGAACAACCCUGGAAUGUUUGCGAUUCAAAUAGGAACAGCCCGAAUUAUUGAAGACUAUCAUCUUGUUAUACACAGAUUUGAUAUUGGCAAGUACGAAUCAAUAGUACAGCAAUAUAAAAAUAUCAUAUAUGAGUUAGAUGAAAAAUUUAAAACUAUCAAAGCCAAUUCAAACAAACAACAAACAUUAGCAGAUUCCAAGCAAAUAUCAGACAUCACAAAUAUUCUGAAACAAAAAUAUGAGCAAACCUAUUCCAUGGUCAGAAAUUUCAAACCAAUAGCUUCAAAACCUAAAAGAGCUAUUGACAUCUUAGGAACUGUUAUUAAAACAAUAACAGGAAACUUAGAUCAUAACGAUUAUGUAGACCUAUCGAACAAAAUUGAUGUAUUGCGUCUAUCCACUAAUAAACUAAUAACGGAGAAUAAUGCGCAAAUCACAAUCAACAGCGAAUUCGAGCAACGUCUGAACAACAUAACGGAUGCAGCAAGAACACAAGCACAGGAAAUCCAUGAUUUCAUCCGUUUAUCCAACUUCAAAUCUAAUGAUCUAGGUGAAAUUCAACAGAAAAUUCAUUUGCACAAUGUCAUUUUCAGCCUUGAUAACAUUAGAGAACAACUUAACGUUAUCUUCGAGUCUGUGUAACUAGCAAAACUUGGGAUACUAUCAAAGGCAUUGCUUUUUCCAACAGAAAUGAACUUUAUAAUGAACAUACUUUUGGAAGAAGGACUUAAGAUAAAAAGUUACGAUCAAGCUUACGAGUAUUUGGAACCAAUAGCAAUCCACCACAAUCAUCAGAUACACUUGCUGAUAAAAAUUCCAAAACUUCGAUCCGGCAGUUACUCUAUGUUGAGAAUUGAACCGAUUCCGAUCAAUCAAUCAGUGAUACAUGUACAAUCUAAAUACGCUGUUAUAAACAAACACGAAUCUUAUUUAAUAGACAAGUUCAACCUGAUUGAAGGCGAAUACAUUCUAAAACAGAUCAACCUACAAAAUGUUACCAACAACCAAUGCGAGCAUCAACUGUUCCGUGCCAACCAUAGUAAAUGUGUAUUCACACAACACGAUAACUAUAUGGAAGUUACAAUUAUCGAAAACUAUGGAGUACUUAUUAAAAAUGCUCAAUUAACAACUUUCGAAAACACCUGUGGAUACGGCAAAAGAAAUCUCACCGGUACAUUCUUGGUAUAUUUCAAAAACUGCACAAUUUCCGUUGAUAAAACCCAGUAUGGAAACAAACAAAUGGAAUUCGAAGAGCAACCGAAAGUCAUACCACUUAAUUCCAUUGUCAUAGAAACAAACGGAAUGCACUUCGACGCCUUUCAAAAUAUGACAAAACUUCAUAUUGACAACAGAGAAAAAAUCACCAAAUUAGAAAAAACCAAUACUACUUUGAUCGUACAACACGCAACAAGUCUGUUCAUAGUAAUCAUUCUAAUUUUACUCACCGCAUGGUGCUCUUUAUUAAAAAUCCACAAUCUAAGAAAAAGAGUUACCAUCACAGUAAAACCUCAGUUGACCCGAGACGGCUCAAUCUAAGGGGGGGGGAAGUUAUGUGACGAAUAUUCCUCAUCACACCUGUGACAAACAUUCACAUAACACUACCACCCAUUUCACUCAAGUUAACCAUUAGCGCGACCACCAAGAUCGUCGUAACAAUCAGAACGAUCUUGCAACAACUGCCGCUUAAUGUAAACAACGAGAGAAGCCACGAGCGACGAUAACAUAAACAUCCGCAACGAUCGUCGCCCGGGAUUAUGAUCCAGCCAAGGAUGACUCACGGGAAAGUACAUGAACGAUGAUGACUCAUAGGAAAGUACAUGUACGCCAGCACCAACGCCCAGAACGUCAUCACCUAUCCGGAUCAACCAGAUCAGUCUUCAUCCGACUUUCAUCGCAUCCAGUUCAGCUUCAGCUCGUGCUCUCCGUUCCGUUCAAAUUUACGAACUACUAACUAAGUGUUUGAAUAAAAUUGUUUUUUAAAAACUACAUGGUUAUCCACCAACCAUAACUCUAUAUGGGUCUUUAGAGGAAGAAGUUUAUAUGCAACAGUCACCAGGGUUCGCAGAAGCGGGGAAGGAACAACUCGUAUGUCGUCUUCAACGCAGCAUUUAUGGACUUCGUCAAUCUGCUCGUUGCUGGUACCGACGAUUAGAUCGAGCGUUGGUUAAAAAUGGGUUUAAAUCAGCAAGGGCAGAUCCGUGCUUGUACGUUAGAGGAAAUGGAAGUACAAAAGUAAUGACUAUAAUAUACGUAGAUGACUUGUUAAUUGCGUCAACCAACCAGUCUGAGUUAAAGAAGGUAUUCAUAGACUUAAAAGAGGAAUUCGAACUUACGUGUCUAGGAGAAGUGCGUCAUUUUUUAGGAGUUGAAGUUAAGCGGGAACGAAAUGUGUUUAAGAUUAGUCUUCGGAAUUAUAUUAAUCGACUACUCCACGUAUUUGGUAUGGCACAGUGUAAAACCGCCAAGACGCCAAUGGACACAGGCUACACAAAACUUGUGAUAGAUGAAGAAUUGUUUGAGGACGCAACACAAUAUCGGAGUCUAGUGGGUGGAUUACUCUAUUUGUCAAUUGUUGCUAGACCAGAUAUAGCGGCAAGUGCAGCUAUCUUAGGUAGGAAAUUCAGUGCUCCACGAGAUUGCGACUGGACUGCAGCGAAGAGAGUGCUUCGGUAUUUGAAGGCUACGAAGAAUUAUUAUCUAGAGCUAGGUGGAAAUCAGCAGCAAGCGUCUGUUUUUCUGACGCGGAUUGGGCUGGCGAUGUUGCAAGUCGUCGAUCAACCACAGGGACACUGUUCAAAUUUGGAGGUGGCUGCAUAAUGUGGGCUAGUCGACGACACCCAAGUGUGAGCCUCUCGUCAAUGGAGGCCGAGUAUAUUGCACUCAGCGAAGCUUACCAGGAAGCCAUGUGGCUUAGAAAGUUACUUCAUGAUCUGGACGAAAAACAAGAAUCGCCAACAACGAUCAUGGAAGACAAUCAGGGAUGUUUGGCGUUCGUCCGUUCAGGUAGAGUCAGCAGGAGGUCCAAACACAUCGAAACAAAGGAGCAUUUCAUUCACGAACUGUGUGCUCGUGGUGAAGUACGACUGGAGUAUUGUCCCACAGACAAGAUGCAAGCUGACAUCUUAACCAAACCUUUAGGACCUUUUAAGCAACUGGAGUUCUGCAAACUACUACGACUCGACAUGGACGAAUCCGGUUAACACAGCUCACACUGAGGGGGAGUGUAGAAAGGUGCAGUGUUACCCUGUGCGGCAUUGUUCUGUGUGUGCGUGAAGGCGCGCGCCGACGGGAGGGCAACGUACGUUGCGUGCGCCGAUCGACAGUCGGUCGCUAUUACUCAAGUUGAAUAUACGUGUUAUUCUCUCUACCCAGUCUAAAUUGCUUCUUUAGCGUUAGUCUGUGCCGAGAAUAUUCCCAACACUGUCACACCAAACCACAGCAGUUCGAUCGAUUACUCGGUAGUAAGCAUGUCCAUCGCUACACCUGCACGGAAUGUUGGGGUGGCUAUAGAACCAUAUACGCCGCAGCGAGGGACGCGCAAUAUCUCGAUCAACAGUUCACGGUCCGUCGCGACGAACAGAAACGAUUCCGAAUCCAGCUCGCAAUCGCAGAAUCGGAGUAAAACACCUACUGUCACACCAAACCACAGCAGUUCGACCUGUAGCGACCUCGACGACGGUAGACUGUUGCCGUAACGGUCACUUCAAAUUCGUCAAGUAACGUCAUGCGAUUCAGGCCGCGUUCAGGUCAAAGCUGGCUUUGGCCCACCUGUCAAGUCGCGCGCGCUGAAUCGUCCCUUUUCCAUCGUAGCGCUCGGACGAGCAACACGCUCCAGCAUCCGAGCUGCCGGGCCGGAUAUUCGCACACGCGUGCAAACAAAACCCGAUAUCCGUAAAAUACUUCUCUAACGUCGUCCAUCCUCACAACCAGCCGUUGGUCGAGGAUAGGUAAAUAAAUUACCGCUCUCCGCAACUCACAUCAGUGUCGCUUUUGCCUACCGAUCUCAAAGUGAAAAAUUGUUGGGAAAUAGUGGCAUCCGAAAGUAGUGUCCACGCGCAGUGCCCCACAGACCGAUUACUCGGUAGUAAGCA
This is a messenger RNA of Anopheles aquasalis, 4313 nucleotides long. RefSeq lists its product as uncharacterized. Lineage: Eukaryota; Metazoa; Arthropoda; Insecta; Diptera; Culicidae. The record is from RefSeq and is a predicted model, not a curated record.